UUAAAAGAGGAAAUCCACAAAUAGUCAGGUAAAUAGAGAAAGAAGAGAAAAAAGGUUUUUGAUUAUUUUUGUGCCAGCGGAAGGAACGUUUCAACUCCAUUUUUCCCGGCCAAAGCUAACUAAACAAACUCUUGGUUUUUCGUUUUUUGUCUUCUCAUUUUUGUUUUUUUGGUUUUAUUGCUUUUUCCCCUCUUUCUUUGGGUAAUAAUAGGGUUUUCAAUUUUUUUGGUACAAAAGUCCGCUCCUUUCGAAUCCGCAAUGCCCAGAUGGUCGAUUAACACAAAUAUCAAGAAUUUCCUAUUCCAGGCCUGUGUUCUAUAGUUCUCAAGAUCUGAAAGGCUCAAUCUUUUUGUGGAUUUUCCCUGAAAUUAUAAAUCUUUUGAGGGGGAAAUGAGUGCUUCGAGGUUCGUAAAGUGCGUGACGGUUGGUGAUGGAGCUGUCGGAAAAACAUGUUUGUUGAUUUCUUACACAAGCAACACUUUCCCUACGGAUUAUGUGCCUACCGUUUUCGAUAAUUUCAGUGCAAAUGUUGUUGUUAAUGGAAGCACCGUGAAUCUUGGAUUGUGGGAUACUGCAGGGCAAGAGGAUUACAACAGAUUAAGACCACUGAGCUACCGUGGAGCAGAUGUUUUCAUUUUGGCUUUCUCUCUUAUCAGUAAAGCCAGUUAUGAAAACGUUUCCAAAAAGUGGAUCCCGGAGUUGAAACAUUAUGCGCCUGGUGUCCCCAUCGUCCUUGUUGGAACAAAGCUUGAUCUUCGAGAUGAUAAACAGUUCUUUAUCGACCAUCCUGGCGCUGUCCCGAUUACUACUGCUCAGGGAGAGGAGCUGAGGAAGCAAAUAGGAGCACCUACUUACAUCGAAUGCAGUUCCAAAACUCAAGAGAAUGUGAAGGCGGUGUUUGACGCAGCCAUCCGAGUGGUGUUGCAACCGCCAAAGCAGAAGAAGAAGAAGAGCAAAGCGCAGAAGGCUUGCUCCAUUCUAUGAUUGGAAAUCUCUGUUUUUUAUGUAUUUGGUUUUGGUAUAUUAAUGUUCUAACAAUGAAUGAAUCAAUAUGUUAAUGGACGGGACACCCUUUUUGUUCUUAAUAUUGAUGGAGUUUUGUCUGAA
Camelina sativa (false flax) is the source of this 1107-nucleotide messenger RNA. Its product is annotated as rac-like GTP-binding protein ARAC11. The record is from RefSeq and is a predicted model, not a curated record. Gene Ontology annotation, molecular function: GTP binding; GTPase activity. Lineage: Eukaryota; Viridiplantae; Streptophyta; Magnoliopsida; Brassicales; Brassicaceae. Gene Ontology annotation, biological process: small GTPase-mediated signal transduction.